Cyphellophora europaea CBS 101466 is the source of this 759-nucleotide messenger RNA. RefSeq lists its product as uncharacterized. Bases 1 to 759 code for a protein of 252 amino acids. The record is from RefSeq and is a predicted model, not a curated record. The transcript has 2 exons. Lineage: Eukaryota; Fungi; Ascomycota; Eurotiomycetes; Chaetothyriales; Cyphellophoraceae.
AUGUCACCACCCUCUGCCACCGACCCUUUACUUCCCAACACCAACGCCAACAACGCCAACACUCAGCCAUCCUCACCCGAACAGCCCAAGCUCGCCCGCCGCAACAUGGACCGUAACAUCUACUGGACGCUCGGUUGCGUCUACGGCGCCAGCGCCGUGGCUCUGGGCGCUUUCGGCGCGCACGGCUUGAAGAAACGCAUCUCGGAGCCGCAGCGCAUCGCGAAUUUCGGAACUGCUGCGCAGUAUCAGAUCGAUCCGGGUGCUCGGCAAGCUUGGGGAGCGGGAGCGGGAGCGGGAGAGCGUGGCCUCUUCGGCAUGAAGCGGUGGCAGCAGACCGCUUCCCGUAACCCGUCUCUUCUCCAAUCCAAAGCCGAUGCCUGCUCCUCCCUCCUCAACCCGAAUCCCACGCCCACUUCCGCCCACCCAUUCCACAGCCUUCCUUCCGCCCUCUCCACCCCCCGAUCCCCAAUUGACUCCAACCUCUCUACCCCUUCCCUCUCCCAGAUGCCAACCAACCCGAUCAACCCCACUAACCACAUCUACCCACAGCUGAUCCACUCCGCCGCCCUCCUCCUCGCCUCCUCUGCCGCCCCGGACAACAGGCUGGCCGCCAACCUCUUCACCGCCGGCAUGACCAUGUUCAGCGGCAGUUUGUAUCUGCUGGUCCUCAACCCCGCGCAGUUCCGCUUCUUGGGGCCCGUCACGCCGCUGGGGGGACUAUGUCUGAUUGGUGGGUGGGCUGCGCUGGCUUGGCCUUGA